UUUUGAUUCUUCUUCCGUUGUGGGAGACAUCAUUAUUUCUUUAUUCACUUUCAAUUUGGCCAUCCUGAAACCACCAUGACAACCCAUUUCAUUCUUCAGCGCGCUUUCUAUCUCUCUCGCCAUCUACAGGUAAUUGAAAGAUCGACCAGCAUGCGAGGCUUACACAGAUACUCAUCAUCAGUCUGCGAGUGAACUUCCAGAAAUGCUUUCAUUGCUCAAGUUCCAAAACAGACCAAAGAAUGGUUCAUGAUAGUGAUUUGAUUAUUAUUGGAGUCUCUGUUGGUUUGGCCCUUGGUAUCUUGAUAGCUUCGCUAGUUUUUUUUGGCAUAAGAUGGUACAAGAAUCAUGCUCAUCUCCAACAGUGUGCAAAUGAAUGUAGUCUAACGACCCUUCCAAUACACAUAAAUGGCUUGGAGACUAGCACUGACUUCAGUGGAUCACUUGCAAAUUCCAUGACCGUUCAGCAACCAGGAAAACCUCGUAAAAGUUCACAAUUUUUUUGGUGGAAUCAUCACAGUAAAGAUAGGUUUACGUCAGCACCUGGCAUACUAAGAUAUUCUUACAAGGAUAUUCAGAAAGCAACACAAAAUUUUACAACUAUACUGGGACAAGGUUCAUUUGGUCCUGUGUAUAAAGCUGUGAUGCCUGCUGGAGCAGUAGCUGUAAAGGUUCUUGCUUCUAAUUCAAAACAAGGGGAGAGAGAGUUUCAAACAGAGGUAUCACUGCUGGGAAGGCUGCAUCAUCGGAACCUCGUGAAUUUGUUAGGAUAUUGUGUUGAUAAAGGACAGCACAUCUUGAUUUAUGAGUUCAUGGGUAAUGGAAGCCUGUCAAACCUUCUAUACAAUGAAGAAGAACUAGUUUUGGGCUGGGAAGAAAGGCUUCAAAUUGCUCUAGAUAUUUCACAUGGAAUUGAAUAUCUUCAUGAAGGGGCAGUUCCACCUGUCAUACAUCGUGAUUUGAAGUCGGCUAACAUACUCUUGGACCAAUCAAUGAGAGCUAAGGUUGCUGAUUUCGGACUCUCAAAGGAAGAGGCUUACGAUGGACGCAACUCUAGUUUGAAAGGUACAUAUGGCUACAUAGAUCCGGCGUAUGUAACUACGAACAAAUUAACCACGAAGAGUGACAUCUACAGUUUUGGCAUUGUCAUCUUUGAACUCAUUACAGCCAUCCACCCUCAUCAAAACCUAAUGGAAUAUAUCAGUCUUGCUGCAAUGAGCCGGGAUGGUGUCGAUGAAAUACUAGAUAAAAAACUGGGCGAAGAGUGCAAUAUUGAAGAAGUGAGGGAACUAGCUGCCAUUGCUCACAAAUGCUUGCAAAAAUCACAAAGGAAGCGACCUUCAAUAGGAGAAGUUUCACAGGCAAUAGCGAAGAUAAAACAAAGGCGACUUGUUAAAGAAGAUAGCAUCUCUUUUGCUAGUCGAGAUUGUUCCCGAGCUGCAAGCAGGAUCAAGGAUCAAAAUGUGGAGUUGAGCAAGAUGACUAGCGUUAAGGAGAGCAAUUAAAUGUCCAGAAAUUUUCUUUGCUUUCAGUUGUUUUGAAUUUUUUUCUCACUUGCCUUUUCAUUUCUUUUCUUCUCUUGACUAUAGAACGUGAUACACAAAAUUAGAGAAUUAGGUUUAAGGAAUCAAUGAGCUCGUUGUGUUGCAUGUAAUUGGUCGGUUUAAUUUGAAAUUACAAAAUUGAAAUAUCAAAA
Molecule: messenger RNA, 1693 nt
Organism: Manihot esculenta (cassava)
Lineage: Eukaryota; Viridiplantae; Streptophyta; Magnoliopsida; Malpighiales; Euphorbiaceae
Product: calcium/calmodulin-regulated receptor-like kinase 2
Exons: 8
Coding region: 240-1502 (420 amino acids)
Biological process (GO): protein phosphorylation
Molecular function (GO): protein kinase activity; ATP binding
Source: RefSeq, a predicted model, not a curated record